AUGUAUGAUUGGGCUCAUGGUAGUGAUUUGGUUUUAGCAGUCUAUAGGGAUGUGUUUCAAAGUGGCCAACCAGGAAUAGAGAGGCAAGAGACUUUCCUAGGUGAGGAAGAAGCAGCUUCUAAGGUUUACUUCACAAAUGAAAGAGAAGAGAAGAUCCAAUCCAUUAAAUUGAUGUUAGGAUCGAUGGAAGAUGGUGUAAUUAGCAUAUCGGCCUAUGAUACUGCAUGGGUUGCACUGGUAGAAGAUAUUAAUGAAAGCGGUGUUCCUCAAUUCCCUUCUAGUCUUCAAUGGAUCGUGGAGAAUCAACUCCCUGAUGGUUCUUGGGGUGAUCGUAUUAUAUUCUCUGCUCAUGAUCGGAUUCUUAACACUUUAGCAUGUGUCAUCGCGUUGAAGUCGUGGAACAUUUAUCCAGAACGAUGUGAAAAGGGUAUGGUGUUUAUUAGGGAGAAUAUGUCAAAGCUUGAAAAUGAAAAUGAAGAGCACAUGCCCAUAGGCUUUGAAAUUGCAUUUCCUUCUCUAAUGGAAAUAGCUGAGAGACAAGAUUUGCAUGUUCCAACAGAUAUUCCAAUCAUACAUGAGAUAUAUGCCAAAAGAAAUCUAAAGCUCACAAGGAUACCAAAGGAUAUGAUGCAUGUAGUGCCCACAACGCUUCUCCAUAGCUUAGAAGGAAUGGUUGGUUUGGAUUGGGAAAAGCUUCUGAAGCUACAGUGUGAAGAUGGGUCAUUCUUGUUUUCUCCAUCAUCCACUGCUUUCGCACUUAUGCAAACUAAAGAUGAAAGAUGCUUAAAAUAUCUCAAGAAAGCCGUUGAAACAUUCAAUGGUGGAGUUCCUAAUGUCUACCCGGUGGACUUGUUCGAGCAUAUUUGGGUUGUGGAUCGUUUGGAACGCCUUGGAAUUUCUCGUUAUUUCAAAUCAGAAAUUAAAGAAUGCCUCAAUUAUGUCUUUAGGUAUUGGACCGAAGAUGGGAUCUGUUGGGCUAGAAAUUCUAGAGUUCAUGAUAUCGACGAUACAGCCAUGGGAUUCAGACUUCUAAGGUUACAUGGACAUGAGGUUUCACCAGAUGCAUUUCGGCAUUUUGAGAAGGGGGGAGAGUUUUUUUGCUUUGCAGGACAAUCAAACCAGGCCAUUACUGGACUAUUUAAUCUGUAUAGAGCUUCUCAAGUUUUGUUUCCCGGGGAGAAGAUUCUAGAAGAAGCCAAAGCGUUUUCAUCAAGAUUUUUGAGAGAUAAACAAGCAUCCAAUCAGCUUCUAGAUAAAUGGAUAAUCACUAAGGAUUUGCCUGGUGAGGUGGGUUAUGCUCUUGACUUUCCAUGGUACGCCAGCCUACCUAGGGUAGAAGCGAGAUUCUACAUCGAACAUUAUGGCGGGGAGGACGAUGUAUGGAUUGGGAAGACUCUGUACAGGAUGCCUUACGUUAACAAUGAUGACUAUCUGGAGCUUGCAAAAGCAGACUUCAAUAACUGUCAAGCGUUACAUCAGCUGGAAUGGACUACUAUUCAAAAGUGGUAUACAGAAUGCAAUCUUGGGCAAUUCGGGGUGGGAAGAAGAGAGCUUCUUCAAGCCUAUUUUGUGGCCAUGGCCAGCAUAUUUGAACCUGAAAGGGCAAGCGAACGGUUGGCAUGGACAAGGGCAUCUGUGCUUGUGGAGGCAGUGAAGUCAUACAUGGAAAUGGAAACGACAAGUGUGGAUCAGAGAAGAGAAUUUGUGAAUGAUUUCAACAAAACAUUACACAGUUGCAGCAGCAAUUUCGAUAUCCAUCAAACCAAUGGUAUUGGGUUUUGGGUGACAAGGAAGCCAGAAUGGAAGACGAUAGGAAAGAAACUCCUUGAAUCACUUCUCACAACCUUAAACAGUAUUGCAGUGGAGACCCUAGUAACACACCGCCUAGACGUACGAUACCACUUAUUUUCCGCAUGGAACACCUGGUUAUUUUCAUGGUGCCCCGAUGGAGAAGCAGGUGAAGGAGAGCUUCUAGUGCGCACUAUAAACCUUUGUGCCGGACAUUCCAUCUCGGAAGAACACUCCUCCCACCCUCAUUACAAGCGUCUCAUCCAUCUUACCAACUCAAUCUGUAGCCACCUUCGUGGCCAUAGGAAGAAGAAUAGCAUGAGUAUUAGCCAAAUAGAUCCCUUAAUGCAAGAGAUGGUUCAACUUGUUCUCCGGAACUCCGAUGGCAUUGAUCCUGAAGUGAAGAGAGCUUUCCUCACCGUUGCUAAGAGCUUCUAUUAUGCUGCCCAUUGCAACCCUGCCACCAUCAACCACCAUAUUUCCAAAGUUCUCUUCCAGAGUGUGGCUUGACUUUGUUUUUAAUUUCUUUAUGUUUUGUUGUAUUUUAUAUAUUUGUGAAUAAUUUGUUUUUUGCAAAGCGUUGC
Telopea speciosissima is the source of this 2372-nucleotide messenger RNA. RefSeq names its product (-)-kolavenyl diphosphate synthase TPS28, chloroplastic-like. Gene Ontology annotation, biological process: gibberellin biosynthetic process. The record is from RefSeq and is a predicted model, not a curated record. Bases 1 to 2298 code for a protein of 765 amino acids. Gene Ontology annotation, molecular function: terpene synthase activity; magnesium ion binding. NCBI's taxonomy places the organism in Eukaryota, Viridiplantae, Streptophyta, Magnoliopsida, Proteales, Proteaceae. Gene Ontology annotation, cellular component: chloroplast. The transcript is spliced from 13 exons.